This is a messenger RNA of Patiria miniata (bat star), 2850 nucleotides long. RefSeq lists its product as uncharacterized. The transcript is spliced from 8 exons. The record is from RefSeq and is a predicted model, not a curated record. Gene Ontology annotation, cellular component: membrane. The coding region runs from base 182 to 997 and encodes 271 amino acids. Lineage: Eukaryota; Metazoa; Echinodermata; Asteroidea; Valvatida; Asterinidae.
CCGUCACAACUACUAUGGGAACGUGACGUAUGACGACAUCGCACUGUCAAAAAAAAUAAUCUUCAAUAUUGACAUUGGUUGGGCGUACACAGCGAAAGUGGUCCCGAUAUUGAAGAAAAGUGUUUCUACGUUGAUUCGAUUGUGAUAGAUCUCAGACGAGCAGUAAGGACCUUUUUUCAUCAUGAUGCAGCAGCCUCCAGCCUACACUCCUAAUCAACCCCAGAUGGUUCAACAACAACGACAUCAGGUGGUGACAGUACAGCCUGGUAAUGUGCCAGUGGUGUCUGGGAACCAGACUCGGCCUGGUAACUGGAAGAGUAUGAAUGGGACGGGAAUUACACAGAUAGUCCUGGGAAGUCUGACCGUCAUUCUGGGCAUUGUUGCCUGCGUCAUUGGAUCUUUCUAUUUCUUCAUUGGACAUGCAUUUUGGUGUGGGAUUCUGUUGUACUGUGUUGCUGGCAUAUUGGGCGUGGUCGCUGGACAAAAGCAAAGCUCAUGUGUAGCGAUUGCAUACAUGGUAAUGUCCAUCUUCGCCUGUCUCGCUUCCUGCGUCGUCAUGGGAUUCAGUGCUUCUGCGGUGGCCAUCGACCGCCAAUAUGGCUAUUAUAGCUAUUAUUACGAUAACGGCUGGAUUGGCAGAGUUGCUGUGGAUGCCAUGUUGCUGAUACUUGCUCUGGUGGAGUUUGUGGUGUCCAUCGUUGGUGCUAGCAUGACCUGUGGCGCCAUCUGCAACACCGCACCGGCACACACCGUGAUUCACUACCAAGCCCAGCCCCAGUUUGUCGUCGCUGCUCAACCCCAAGGUGGCUACUAUGCACCCCAAGGCCAGCAGCAGUUUGCAUCCUACCCUGCCCAGCAAGUAGUGGCUCCUCAGGGGCCAUACUUUCAAGGACAAGCCGUGCCCCAGGCUCAGCCCCAGGCCGUGCCCCAGGCCAUGCCCCAGGCCGCACCCCAGGCUCCACCCCCUGAACAUCAGUAUCAGGCCCUCACCAAAUAAAUGGCUCAAAUCGGCUAGACAGUUGUAAUUGUAUUAUCACAAGUCAUCGCAAGUCAGUUGCUUAGACAAGCACAAUUUAAUUGGAAGUCAAUCACAAGUCAAUCACAAGUCAAUCACACAUCAAUCACUCGUCAAUCACAAGUCAAUCACAAGUCAAUCACAAGGCAAUCACAAGCCUAUCAUAAGUCAAUCAAAGUCAAUCUCAUGUCAAUCGCAAUCAAUCACAAGUUGAUAACAAGUCGAUUAAGUCAAUCACAAUUCAAUCACAAUUCAAUCACAAGUCAAUUACAAGGCAAUCACAAGAUAUCUAUAAAAUGCUUUCAUGGGAUCGUUCCCUGUUACCUGUGACUUGACUUGCAAUAGCUUGUGAUUUGACUUUGAUUUGACCUGUGAUUGACCUUUGAUUCACACCUCUAGUCUAAUUUGAGCCAUCUGAAGUUGUCUUAAAUUUAGCAAUGACCUCAUAGUAUUCAACAUUUGUUGACACAGGGGUAACCCUUAACCCCAAUACAAGGUUUACUCAAAUCCUGUACUUGGACUUAGUACUCGUAAUUGUUUUUUUAAGUAUUGAAAGUUUUAGCACUGCACAAUUAUUUUAUGAUGUUGAAAAUUAACUUGCAGCUUUAUAUAGUUCAUGAAAUUUCCCAUUUUGUUAUCAGGUAUGUGUGCUGUCCAGUCAGUAGUAUUACAGGUUAUGAGGUGUAUAUAGAAGCUGUGGAAGGGUCAUGAGUUAUGUAUAUAAUUUUGAUUUUGAUCCAACUUCCGUCUAAGUGGUAGUAGAUUUCAUUUUUUUCAAUGUUGAUAUUUGGUUGACGUGGUUAUGUUUUAACGAUGGAAACGUUUGAAAUGCCUCCGCUUAUUACCUUUAAACAAGUCAACGGCAUAAACAAACUAAUACCAGGGUAUAUUAUCAGUUUGCGUACUCAAUUUUUAACUUUUUGUUUAUUUUCAUUCUGUAUUAAAAUAAGAGUUUUUUUAGACUGAACAGUUAAGUUUGAAAGCAUAGGGGUAAAUCUUUUUAUUUUUACAGGAUUUUUAUUUCAGAUAGGACUUUAUCAUGGGGUAUUUUUAAUACAAUAUUCUGAUAUCAUCAGGAAAGUCUAUUUUAUAACAGCAUUUAGUUCAGUAAAUUGUUUGAAAUUCACAAAGUACUUACCAUAUACACAGGUUUUGAUGACAAACACUGCUAACCCCACUGGUAUAAGAAGAGCAGCCACAAGUGUAACAUACUUGAUUGGUUUUGACUGCAUGUGAUGCUGAUUCUGAUUGGCCAAUUAUACAAAGACAACAGAAGCUCUUCCUAUGCCAGUGGCAAGAAAUUAGGAUAAAACUACUUGUAAAUAUGGAGUGAAUUUGAUAUGUGAAAUGUAUGCACUGUAGACAAAAAUGAGUUGAUUGAUUGUAGAAAUUUGCUGAUUUGAAAUAGAUUUUAAAUAUUAUAUAGCAAAUGAUUCGUAUGGCAUUUUCAGUAAUAUUCAUUAUUCAUCAAAUGAUAUAUUCCAAUAUUUCUGUGUAUUCUAAUCACUUAACAGUGUCUUGGGGCAUUUCUUUCAGCAAAGAAAUGGCAUUUAAAAACAAAUCAUUAUACCCACCUAACACACCCAGAAACCUGCAGAUCAAGAACAUAAUUUUGAAAUAGUUCAAGAGUGUAAGCCUGAUAUAAUUCCCUGUCUUUCAGCUUAGCUAGAUUGUAUUUUAAAUAUAGAUUUCUCGUCUAUAAAUGAAAUGUCAUUGCUAUUCUAUCAUAUUAACUGCACAACAUAUUUUAGUACUCAAUGUUUUAUUUUUGUUACAUCUAUUUUGGCCAGUUCUCAAUAACACCAUGUUGUAGAAAUUGAACGAUUGUCAUUGAA